This is a messenger RNA of Colletotrichum chrysophilum, 1995 nucleotides long. RefSeq lists its product as uncharacterized. Gene Ontology annotation, cellular component: cytoplasm; mitochondrion. Gene Ontology annotation, molecular function: ATP binding; glycine-tRNA ligase activity. Bases 1 to 1995 code for a protein of 664 amino acids. The record is from RefSeq and is a predicted model, not a curated record. Gene Ontology annotation, biological process: mitochondrial glycyl-tRNA aminoacylation. The transcript is spliced from 2 exons. NCBI's taxonomy places the organism in Eukaryota, Fungi, Ascomycota, Sordariomycetes, Glomerellales, Glomerellaceae.
AUGACGACCACCGCGACGACCCUCAAGGGCCAGCCCCUCGACCGGCCGACGCUCGACGCCAUGCUGCGCCGCCGUCUCUUCUUCACCCCCGCCUUCGAGAUCUACGGCGGCGUCGCUGGUCUGUUCGACUACGGCCCUCCCGGCUGCGCUCUCCAGGCCAACAUCGUCGACCUCUGGCGCAAGCACUUCAUCCUCGAGGAGGACAUGCUCGAGCUCGACUGCACCGUUCUGACACCCCACGAAGUCCUCAAGACCUCCGGCCACGUUGACAAGUUCGCCGACUGGAUGUGCAAGGACCCCAAGAACGGCGAUAUCCUGCGUGCCGACCACUUCGUCGAGGAUGUGCUCGAGGCCCGCCUCAGGGGCGACAAGGCGGCCCGCGGCGAGAAGGUCGAGGAAGAGGAUGACCCCAAGAAGAAGGCCAAGAGGAAGCAGAGUACCAUCGCCCUCAAGCUCGACGACGCCCUCGUCCAAGAGUACAACGAGGUCUUGGCCAAGAUCGACAACUACGACGGCAAGGAGCUCGGCGAGCUGAUCAAGAAGUACGACCUCAGGAACCCGGCCACCGCCGAGCAGCCCUCCCCUCCCGUCGCCUUCAACCUCAUGUUCCAGACCGCCAUCGGCCCCUCCAGCAACACCAAGGGCUACCUGCGCCCCGAGACCGCCCAGGGCCAGUUCCUCAACUUUGCCAAGCUUCUCAACUUCAACAUGGAGCAGAUGCCCUUCGCCUCCGCCUCCAUCGGCCGUUCCUACAGAAACGAGAUUGCCCCGAGAGGUGGCCUGCUGAGAGUCCGCGAGUUCCUCAUGGCCGAGAUUGAGCACUUUGUCGACCCCGAGGGCGGCAAGAAGCACUCCCGCUUCGUCGAGGUCGAGGACAUCGAGCUCACCCUGCUCGACCGCCACACCCAGCUCUCUGGCAAGACCGACGUGCGCAAGAUGAAGAUUGGCGAGGCCGUCAAGAACAAGGUCGUCGACAACGAGACCCUCGGCUACUUCCUCGCCCGCAUCCACCUGUUCCUGUCCAAGAUCGGUGUCGACAUGACAAAGGUCCGCUUCCGCCAGCAUAUGGCGAACGAGAUGGCCCACUACGCCGCCGACUGCUGGGACGCCGAGCUGUUCACCUCCUCCGGCUGGAUCGAGUGUGUCGGCUGCGCUGACCGCAGCGCCUACGACUUGACUGUCCACGCCAAGAAGACCGGCGCUCCCCUGCUGGUGCGCGAGCGGCGCGAGAAGCCCCUCGUCAUCGACGAGUGGCAGGUCGAGGUUGACAAGAAGAAGUUUGGUCCUCAGUUCAAGAAGGACGGCAGGGCAGUCGAGGGUGCUCUGAUGGCGACAACACAAGAGCAGCGCGAGAAGCUCGCCAAGCAGCUCACCGACAACGGCGAGCUGGAACUUGAGGUUGCCGGCGUCGCCGACGGCAAGGUCAAGAUCAGCAAGGACCUCGUCAAGAUCGAGUUCAGGCAACGCAUUGAGAACACCAGGGAGUACACUCCCAACGUUAUCGAGCCGUCCUUCGGUAUCGGCCGUAUCCUCUACUCGCUCAUUGAGCACUGCUACUGGAACCGCGCCUCCGCGAACGGUGGCGACGAGGCUCGUGGUGUUCUCUCCUUCCCUCCGACGGUCGCCCCUACCAAGGUUCUGAUCGUGCCACUCUCCUCCAACGCGCAGUUCAAGCCCUUCAUCAAGCAGAUCUCUCAGAAGCUGCGCAAGUUCGGCAUCUCCGCCCGCGUGGACGACUCGUCCGCGACCAUCGGCAAGCGCUACAGCCGCAACGACGAGCUCGGCACGCCCCUCGGCAUCACCAUCGACUUCCAGACCGUCCAGGACAACACCAUCACCCUCCGCGACCGCGACUCGACCAAGCAGGUCCGCGGCGACGAGGACACCAUCAUCGCCGCCAUCCAGACCCUGGUUGACGGCUCCAAGGAGUGGAAGGACGUCGCAGCCACCCUGCCGGCGUUCGAGAGCCAGGAGGUCGAGGUCGCGCAGCGAUAA